Messenger RNA from Ceutorhynchus assimilis (cabbage seed weevil), 4100 nucleotides. NCBI's taxonomy places the organism in Eukaryota, Metazoa, Arthropoda, Insecta, Coleoptera, Curculionidae. The record is from the annotation of a GenBank genome assembly.
GGAUUGGAGAUUAGCCAUGACAGCGAUUAACUGAAUAACGUGUUGCGUUAUUCUCAUCAGGCACUCUGUUUUUAUUACUCUACCAACAACACAUUAUGAUUGAUGCUAUAGUAACCUUAUUGCAAUAACGUCAAUUUUUAAACUGCAAAAAACACAGAAUUUUGAAAAUGGAGUUCCACUUUACCUCAAAAUUGGAGGAGUAUUAUCAAAAAUUUGUCGAUCUUCAAGAAAAAUUAAAGAAAAGUGAAGAAGAGCGGUUUAUUUUGGAAACUAAGUUCAAUGACAUGGUGCAAGUUGCAAAAGAAGAAGAGCAAGCCCAUUAUAGAAAACUCCGUUCCCAGUACAAACGCUUCCUGGAAGAGGACAAAAAACGUCAAGACCGAAACGAACGCAUCAUCAGAAACCUGGAACGCAUAGAAACAAGAAUCUCCAUGCUUUCAGCGAAAACAGAUCGUAUCAACCUGCUCAGACGACAAUAUCAAAACUUUUUAUUGAGAAUAGCCAAUCCGAAUCGAGAGAGAAAACUUCCCGAUUCAGGAAUCAGUAGAGAACGUUCGUUUAUAAGGGAAGAACCUUUGAAAAAACAACAAGGACCUCUAUUCAGGGAUGAUUUUUCUUUACCAACAAACAAUAUUAAUUUGAAACAGCCAUUAUUCGAGCAUCCAACAUCCUUUGAAAAAAAUCAUCACCAAUCCAAUGAAGAAAAAAUUGAAAUCCUAGAUAGAUAUUUGCAAAGCAUUUCGACUCAAAGAUGCAGGGAUUUAAUUAAUCAGGAGAAAACCUGCACGCGAAGUAAUCCUUUCUGUAAAGACGAUUGUGCACCGUCAGGCAAUCAUGCUACAGCAAUUGCUGAUGACAUAAUGAAUUCUAUCUAUUCUAGAUAUUAUAAUAAGGUUGAUGAGAAUUUAGGUAACCAUGGUACAGAGCCAACGGUGGAAGAUUUGGAACAUGCAAGAAAUAUGAAAGCAUUUGAGAGUAAAUUUGGUGCUUUGGACAAGACAUGUGAUAAUGAGUCAAUGGGUGAACAUGAGGAUAAAAAUGAAACAAAACCAUCGGUGUAUUUGAAUGAAAAAAUUGAUGUUACUGUUACUGAAGACAAAGAUUAUAAAUCAAUAGAGAUUGUAAUGAAUGCUAAGGAUCAAAUCUCCAACGAGACUACAAAUACACAACAUAAAAGCGAAAACAUUGUUAAUGAAGCUGAAACAAUUAAACCAAAGCCAUCAGCAAUAAUUAUUCCUAAUGAUUCAUUUAAUAUUCAACAAGCAAUAAUUGAUCCCAUUGAUUCUAGUUCCACAGAGAAUGUUAUUCUAAUUUCAAAUGAGAAUCCACAACCACAAUAUGAAGAUACUAUAGCUGCUGAAGAAAUGUAUCAACACCCUGAUAAUGAGGAAACAACGCAAUUACAAGCUAAUAUUUCAGAAGUGUAUCAACAACCCGAUCAACCGUUAGACAAUCAAGAUAUGAGUCCAGAAGUCACUCAUCAAACUUUACUAGCUAACCAAACCCAAGAAGUAUAUGAUCAGUCUCAAGAAAAGGCACAUUUUGAUCAAAGUGAAGAAGAGCAAGAGGUGCAGUACGAGCAAAGCGUUCCAAUUAGUCAGAUCAUUCAACCAUUGAAUAAUGCAGAAAUAGAAAACAAAGAACAUCAGCAAGAAACUCCAUCACCCAAUGAUCAAGCUCAAGUUCCACAAAAACAUUCAGUUGAAAAUGAACACAUUGAAAACAAAGCCUCAAUAGAUGAUCAACAAAAUGAACUUAACCAAGAAUACAAUCCACAAACUCAAUUUGAUCCAACACAAUAUGUCGAUGAAAAUGGUCAACCUUUACAAUACGAUCCAUCCUACGAUCAACAACAAUUUGAUGAAAACGGUCAACCGAUCCAUUAUGAUCCUGCUUCAGGCUAUGAUCAAUAUGGUCAACCGAUUUUGUAUGAUCAGCACGGACAAAUAGUUCAGCCUCAGUACGAAGAGAAUGGACUAAUUAUACCUCAGUACGAUGAAAAUGGACAAUUAAUCAUUUUAUACGAUCAAAGUGGAAAUGUUUAUGGCCAGAAUGAGCAGCAGCAAUAUGAUCCAAAUGGAGAAGUGUAUGAACAAUAUGAUCAAAAUGUUCAAUAUGAUGAGAAUGGCCAACCGAUUUACGAUCCAAGUUAUAAUUAUGAAGCGGACCCUAAUCAACAGGGAUAUGAAGCUGAUUCGAAUCAACAAGGGUACGAAGUUGAUCCAAAUCAACAAGGGUACGAAGUUGAUCCAAAUCAACAGAAAUAUGAAGCUGAUCCAAAUCAGCAAAAAUAUGAUGAUCAUUAUCGGGCAGUUGAUGAUCAGGGAUUUGCUGCAGUCAAAGAUGAUCAAAUUGUAGAUGAGGGCAAAAAUGAUAAUAAAGAUGAAGGUGAAAGAGAGAUCAAAGAUGAAAUUGGAAAUGAUGAUAAGGAUGAUGGUCAAGAAAAACAUGAAAUUUUAGAAACAAAAGAUAAAAAUGAUGUUGAAAAAGUAGCAAAAGUGAUGGACAUUUUGGAUACUGACACUGAGAGUACCAAGCAAAAUACUAGCAAAAUAUCCAAUGAUACUGAUUUUGAUUUUAGCUAAAUUUGAGGGAAACAAAGGAGACUGGAGAUAGAAGAUAUAGGAAUUUUAACUUUAAAUAUUCACUUUGUUGUUAGUUGAUUGAAUUGAUUAAAUAUAGAUAAAAAUAUAGUUGAUAGAAAACUUGUUUGAGUUUUAAAAUAUUGUCUCAUUUACUUUUUUUCUACAGCAGAAAUCACUUAAACCAUAAAUUUUAAAGGCCGAAGGGAAAGAUGGCAAUGAAAUAAAAAAUAAUAAUACGGUCAAGAAGCAGCAGAAGGAAAAUAUGUGAAAAGAGGACACAGAUAGCAAAUAAUAAAGACAAUAAAAAAAUACUGUAACGCAUCUAUCUAUCGAAACAGCAAACAUGGACCUUUUUUUUUUGUUGUCGAGUCGAGGAAGAAGGGUGUAAGGGUACUGGGCCAGGUAGUUUCUGUAUUGUACUCACCGUAAUGGAGUGGCAUUAGAAACAGCGGAGUUGCCGUUCGCUAAGCAAUGACGUUGCUCGCAGGUACAAACGGUAUCAAGAACACCAAAAAAAAAAUGUAAGUACGCUAGACUCUAGACAUGUUAGUUCGACACCAGGGUUUUUUAAAAGAGCAAGUUCACAAAGUACUGAUAUGGCGGAGAUUCACGACGUUCCUCGAGUAAGUCGACCUGGAAAUUUCAAGGAUGCUGGUGUCUCGCUAUCUCCUCCAAAUUUGGAUGACACUGAAAAUCUCAAGGCUGUAUGUGUUCAAUCAACCUCUACAAAUCAAAGUAGGCGACCAACGGAUGCACCAGAGCGCGAGUCCUAUCGCGUUAUUACAACACAAUCACACCGCUCCAUUGUGCGUGGAGCAAACGUUGUGCGCAGCACCUCUUCAAGUAGAAGCUCACAUCACACUACCGAUUCAACUUUCGCAGCUCAGAAACUACGAAUUGAGCAGCUGGAAAAUUUUGUGAACCAACUCUUGAGCAAGGAAGUGACAAACAUCACACAAAAUUAACAGUGAAUCCAAAUUGCAUUCCUAAAUUCAAUCCAGCAAAUGAGAAUGAAAGCUGCAUCAGGUGGUUGGAUAAAAUAGAUCAUCUGGCUCAUAUAAAUCAGUGGGCCAAAAGAGUUGUGAUUUAUCACAUGCAAAGUAAGCUAGCUGGUUUAACGAAAACCUGGUACGAUCAUCUGGAUGUCUAUAGACGUUCUUGGAGUGAGUGGAAUGGAUGGAAUGGAAAUUCAAAAUUUCAGCACUUAAGGUCAUCAAUGGUACUUUAUGAACAACAAUUUUCAAACAAAAUUUUUCCAUACUCUUAAUGAUUUAUUCUUUUACUUUUAGUGGUUCCCAUCCUUCACUAGGGAUCAUUUUGAACAGAACAAUUACUGUACUCGGAUUCCUAGCCAACAAACACAAUUAUUUAAUUCUUAUUAGUUCGUUACUAUAGCCCUUAAACUUCAAUUGGACAAUGCAAUUCAACAUUAUUUAAUAAUUCCUACUCAAAAUCGAAUAUUGUUAAGAGCAUUAUAAUUUUCCUUUGUUAAUUCUCUGCAAAAUUAAUUAAAAU